Emiliania huxleyi CCMP1516 is the source of this 3150-nucleotide messenger RNA. RefSeq lists its product as hypothetical. Gene Ontology annotation, cellular component: membrane. NCBI's taxonomy places the organism in Eukaryota, Haptophyta, Isochrysidales, Noelaerhabdaceae. The transcript is spliced from 19 exons. Gene Ontology annotation, molecular function: glycosyltransferase activity. Bases 1 to 3150 code for a protein of 1049 amino acids. The record is from RefSeq and is a predicted model, not a curated record.
AUGAAGUCCGAGUGCGACGAGGGUUUGCUUCUCGACGGGAUCCUAUCGCAGGCACGCGUGGACGGCUCCGAGAUCCGCCGGCUGCUCUCUCAGUCGCACGUCCGCGCUUCGGACCUCAUCGCCGAGCCGGAGCACCGAGUCGAGGCGAUGCUGCAGGCGUCAGCUGUCCGUAGCAGUUGCAGCCACCACCGCCACUGCGGGCACCGCUCACGCUGCCACUGCUCGCCACUGCAGCGGGCCGGCCUUGUGGUGGGAGACAUCUUCAAGAUCGUGCGUGCGCUGCGCGGCUUCCACUCCGACGGCGGCGGCGGCGGCGGCGCCUCCUCCCAGCCGCAGGGCAAGGCGGCGCGAGGCAGCCGGAACCAGCCGACGAUGCGGUGCGGCCUGAUCGUCUACUCGACGACGGUCCUCAUCGUGACGCUGACGAUCCUCUCCUUCUACCUGCCCGCGAUGAUCUACCACGUCCGCUCGACCAACCACCGCAUGACCCGCUCCACCACCUACUCCACCACCCUGCACGGAGCUGCUCGGAGCCCCUCCCACAGGCGCGGCGACUGGAUCAUGGAGCUCGCGCUGCGCAACAAGCUGAUGUACGCGACGCUGCACGACUACAAGACUUGGUGGAGCACCGAGCUCGCCGCGUGGAACAAGAUCCCGCUCCUGUACGUCCUGAUGCACCCGGAGUCGCCGGUGACGCAAGGCGUGGAGUGGCUGCUCUGGAUGGACGACGACGCAAUCUUCACAGACAUGAACUUCACGAUGCCCCUCGAGCAGUACGACCGCAUCAACCUCGUCAUCUGGGGCGACCCGCAGAGAGUCUACCGCGCCAACGACAUCCAGGGCCUCAACACGGGCGUCUUCCUGCUCCGCAAGUGCGAGUGGUCCCGCCAGCUGAUGGCGGAGGUGGCCGCGCUCGCGACGCCGAGCAUCCGGAGGCAGAUUGGGAACAAGGGGCGGAUCGCCGAGCAGGGCGCGCUGACGUGGGUGCUGCACUCGCAGGCGGGGCCGCCGGGGGCGGAGAGGUGGAAGGAUCGCGUGCAGCUCGAGCGCAACUUUACGCUCAACGGCAACUGGAUGGACUAUGCCAAGAAGUGGGUGCCGGGCAAGCCAAAGCUGGCGCUGCCCGUGUGGGGCAACGACGCCAUCCCCUUCGUGGUGCAGUACGCCGGCUGCCAGAUGUGCCGCGGCCACUCGGAGAACGGCUCGUGGCACGACGGCGGCGUGCUCUCGCUGCUCGGCUUGCGCCACCUGACGAUGGACACGCACCUCGUGCGGGCGAGCGCGGGCUCGGAGCUCUACCAGCGCCACCAGCGGAUGACGCGCUGCCUGCCCUCCUUCCUCGUCAUCGGCACGCAGAAGGGCGGCACCUCCUCCUUCCACUUUCUGCUCAAGUCGGGCUGGCACGACGCCGUCCGCGUCAACAGCGGCGAGAAGGAGAUCCACUACUUUUCGUGGGACGACCAGUUCCGGCAGGGCCCGCUCACCUACCAGCAGCGCUUCGACGGCUCGGGCGACCGGCUGGGCGAGUGCGCCGAAGAAACCAAGCUGCGCGGCGAGGUGCUGCUGCGCGAGCCCGUCGCGCGACUCGUCUCCUCCUUCAACAUGAAGUGGCAGGUCGAGAUCUGCGGCAAGCUCACCUGGUCGCGCACCGACUGCUACAACGGCGUCACCUCGAUGCGGGUCAUCAACGAGAACAACGUGGCGCCCAAGCAGCGCGCCGCCGCCGUCAAGGUUUGGAACGAGUGCUCUGUCGACAAGAAGGGGCUCGACCACGACUGCUUGCGGCGCGACUUUGUCGACAAGCUGAGCGCCGCCAUCAGCGACGAAGAGAGGCGGCUGGGCGAGUGCGCCAAGCCCGGCGCCUUCGAGGAGCUUGGGUCCUGCCUCGGCGUGCAGGGGCUCGAGCAGGCGAAGCUGUACGCGCUGAUGGAAGGCGCGCUCUUCCUCUACCGGUCGAUGUACUCGGAGCACCUCGCCAAGUGGCUCAAGGCGCGGCCCUCCUCGCCCCUCACGCCCCCCUCCCCAUUUGGCCCCCCUCUCCUCCCUCUUCCGCGCCUCGCCGCGACGGCGUGCGGAGCCGCCCACGGCAGCAGAUGCGACGUCGUCCUCGUGCACAACGACCUCAUCUUCAAGUCGUCGCCGGCCGCGAAGGGCGUCGGCUCCGACGGCCACGUCCACGAGAAUGGGAGGACGUACAUCGCCGAGGCUCCCGCCGACCUCGCCGAGAAGAUCCACAAGAUCCUCUGCCCGAAGAACCAGGAGCUCGCGCAGCUCCUCCUCGACAAAAAGCUCAUCGCAGAGGCGGCCACGCCCCGGGGACCGCCAGCCGCGAUCAGCUCAACUCCAACCCCGCCCCCUUCUCCGUCAGCAGAGCAGCUUGCGGCGAAAGUGCCGGCGGCGGCCGAGCUGCUGGCGGCGGCGGAGGCGGACCCGGAGGCGGAGGCGGAGGCGGAGGUGGAGGCGGAGGCGGACCCGGAGGUGGAGGCGGAGGCGGAGGUGGAGGCGGAGGCGGACCCGGAGGUGGAGGCGGAGGCGGAGGUGGAGGCGGAGGUGGAGGCGGAGGUGGAGGCGGAGGCGGAGAAGACUUUCGAGAAGAUUGGCCAGACCAUCGACUUUGAUGAGACCACACCUGACGGGCCGGCGCUCAAGAUCUUCUAUGAGACGCUGAUGCAGCAGCGGCCCGACAGCGCGAUGGCGGCGGAGUGGCUGCUGAAGCGCGGGAUGCUGGAGGACGACGACGCGCAGGCCUGGCUCAAGAAGCUUGGAAAAUCCGCCAAGGCUGGUGGCAGUGGUGCGUCGAAACCGAGAAGGAAAGCGGGCGACGACGACUUCGAGGCUGCGCCUGCCAAGAAGGCUAAGGCGGGCCAAAAGAAGAAGCCGCAGCGCAAGAUUGAGCGCGAGCCGGACUCAAGCGACGACGAGGCGUUCUCUGCGGCCGCAAAGAAGCCGCCGCCGCCGAAGAAGGCGGCGAGCAAGGAGAAGAAGCCGCCCCCCGUCAAGAAGGCGGCGAGCAAGGAGAAGAAGCCGCCCCCCGUCAAGAAGGCGGCCAGCAAGGAGAAGGCGACGGCCAGCAAGCAACAAGCCAACAAGCCGCCCCCGGACUCGUCUGACGAGGAGGACCAGCCCCUCUCGCAGAGAAAGCAAAAGUGA